Messenger RNA from Xylaria bambusicola, 992 nucleotides. RefSeq lists its product as uncharacterized. NCBI's taxonomy places the organism in Eukaryota, Fungi, Ascomycota, Sordariomycetes, Xylariales, Xylariaceae. The transcript has a single exon. The record is from RefSeq and is a predicted model, not a curated record. The coding region runs from base 448 to 711 and encodes 87 amino acids.
UGUACGAAUUGACUUGUGAAAAUUGAGGCUUUGGCGCUUCCUUAUAAUCAGUAUAUACUGUAGUUUGAAUACAUUUAUUGUACACGUUCUUUCUCACGGGAGAUGAUUCCAGGACACGCCUUAUUCCGUUGCGAACCAAACGGGACGAGAUGCGACGACUCGGCUGUAUCAGCUGACUUUCUGUCCAGGCAAGGUUCACGAACUUCGGGAGGAAAUUCUAGGCGGCAUCCCCAUACACCCUCAGGGGUCGUUUCGUUAUAUUACGACUACCAUGUUGCAGCUAUCCGCCAACCAACCUUUGGCGCUCUCCUCGGGCCUGGGAGGUGUAAGCAGAUAUGAUCAAGGAAACGGGCGAGCGUAGAGUUGAAUUGUCCGGACGAUUCAAGGUCUGCCGAUCUCAUCGUCAGGCGCACCCAGCCGUCCACUUCCCCAUUUUGUAUCAAUUGCAUGAAUGCGCUGCAUUGCUCAACGGUCACCGGUUUGAUAAUGCCUUGUCUGGUAUAUCAAGCGCUGACUGUGACACAGUUUGACCCUUCUUAUAUUCUUCCUCUAAUGCUUUCUGCAAGUCGAAAUCAAGCUGUCGUUCCCGUUUUAUCCGCUGCUGUUCCAUGUCACGAACAACACCCUGGUGCAUCGCCUUUUUACAGACAAGUCAGAAUCUUUCUCGUAUAUCAUGGAACUGCACCCCGGGCCUUCGUAGGUUGGGUAUAAUACGUAGCGCGCACACACACCUCUUUCUCGAAUUUCUGCUGGAAGUGUACGAAGACCACAGUACUCGCUGCGAAAAGUGAGGUGCCCAGCAGCGUGAGCUGGGAAGCGCGAGACAUGGUGGAGAGGGAAAGAUUGUUGAACAAAGCUCUUCUAUGUAGUCAUGACCGACUUUAUCAAUAGCAGGAUGUAGCAAUGGCGUAAAUCCCAAUGCUCUCGAGGAGGACAGGUGGGAUAAACAGUUAAAAAAAAAAACAAAAGCAAGUGAGGCUUAUCGUCUGAUG